GAGGCGGCGGCCGGCUCGGCCCAGCCCGGCCCGGCCCAACCCGCAGCUGCGGCGGCGCUCCGAGCCGGCUCCUGGCCACCCUCCGCCGCUGUCCAGUUUCUUACUUGGUCCGGGUGUCUGCGGUCCUGGUUCGGCCAGGCCUCGCUCGCCGCCGCUUCACCCACUAUGGCCCUGGUGCGGGGCGCCGAGCCGGCGGCGGGGCCCUCCCGCUGGCUCCCCACGCAUGUCCAGGUGACGGUGCUGCGGGCCCGCGGGCUGCGGGGCAAGAGCUCCGGCGCGGGCAGCACCAGCGACGCUUACACGGUGAUCCAGGUGGGCCGCGAGAAGUACAGCACGUCGGUGGUGGAGAAGACGCCAGGAUGUCCCGAGUGGCGCGAGGAAUGCUCCUUCGAGCUGCCGCCCGGCGCCCUGGACGGCCUGCUACGGGCGCAGGAGGCCGAUGCGGGCCCGGCGCCCUGGGCCGCGGGCUCAGCCGCCGCCUGCCAGCUGGUGCUCACCACCAUGCACCGUUCGCUCAUCGGCGUCGACAAAUUCCUGGGCCAGGCCACGGUGGCGCUGGAUGAGGUCUUCGGCGCAGGCCGCGCCCAGCACACUCAGUGGUACAAGCUGCACUCGAAGGCGGGCAAGAAGGAGAAGGAGCGCGGGGAGAUCCAGGUGACCAUCCAGUUCACGCGCAACAACCUCAGCGCCAGCAUGUUCGACCUGUCUGUGAAGGACAAGCCGCGGUCCCCCUUCAGUAAGAUCAAGGACAAGAUGAAGGGCAAGAAGAAGUUUGACCUGGAAUCUGCCUCUGCCAUCCUCCCCAGCAGCGCCCUGGAGGACCCCGAGCUGGGCAGCCUGGGCAAGAUGGGCAAAGCCAAAGGCUUCUUCCUCCGCAACAAGCUGCGGAAGUCCUCGCUGACCCAGUCCAACACCUCGCUGGGCUCAGACAGCACUCUGUCCUCGGCCAGCGGGAGCCUGGCCUACCAGGGCCCCGGCGCCGAGCUCCUCACCCGCUCGCCCAGCCGCAGCAGCUGGCUGUCUUCAGAAGGGGGCCGGGACUCUGCACAGUCCCCCAAGUUGCUCACCCACAAACGGACCUACAGUGAUGAGGCCAGCCAGAUGCGGGCAGGGCCUCCCCGGGCCCUUCUUGACCUUCAGGGCCACCUCGAUGGGGCCUCGCGCUCCUCUCUCUGUGUCAACGGGAGCCACAUAUACAACGAGGAGCCCCCGGCGCCCCCACGGCACCGCAGUUCCAUCUCGGGCCCGUUUCCACCCUCCAGCUCCCUGCACGCUGGCUCUUCCCGGCCCUCCGAGGAGGGGCCGCGGUCUGCGGACGACUCCUGGGCCCGAGGUAGCCGCCGCCCCAGCAGCUCCGAGGCAGUGCCUGGACAGGAGGAGCUGAGCUCACAGCCCAGAGUGUUGGCCGUGGGGGCCCGCCGCUCUGGAGAGGAGGAGGGGGCCCGGCCCUCGGAGGGGAGGCCGGUGCAGGUCACCACCCCCAUGGUGGCCUCCUCUGAGGCUGCGGUGGAGAAGGAGGGAGCCCGGAAGGAGGAGCGGAAGCCCCGGAUGGGCCUUUUCCACCAUCACCACCAGGGGCUGAGUCGGAGCGAGAUGGGGCGCCGAGGCUCUCUGGGGGAGAAGGGGAGCCCCACUCUGGGAGCCUCCCCCCACCACUCGUCCAGUGGGGAGGAAAAGGCCAAAAGUAGCUGGUUUGGCUUGAGAGAAGCCAAGGAGCCAUCCCAGAAACCCAGCCUGGACGUGUCUCCUCAGGUAGAAUCUGGCCUGGCUGCUCUUCCUCACCACCACCCCUGCUCCCCCUGUGCUCCGGCCCCCCCCACUGCUCCCCUGCUAAGCACUAACCUUGGUGCAGCCGCCUCCCCUGCUGCUGCCGCUGCCGCCGCCAUCCCCGAAGCCACCCCAUCUGGAUUCUCGGGUCUCACCAACCCGUUCCUCACCUCCCUGCAGAGCAACCCUUUCUUCGAGGAACUCAUAGCCGACAUAGCACUAAACUCUCCUUCACCUGCUCCCUCUCUCCCCAGUGCCUCGAGGGCCAACCCCACCCCCCUGGCCUCCCCUGGGAAAGCCCUGCCUGAGUGGGACGACACCUUCAACAUCUUUGCUGCCAGCAGGCUGCAUCCAGAGGCCAGGAGUGAGAUCCUGGCCCCACCAGGAGCAGGGCUGGAGGCGACUGGGCUGCAAGACCCAGGCCCCGGGGCCAUGACAAUGAAGGCAGCUGAGCUCCAGGGGGACCCUGGGGGAGGAGAAAGAGGUGGGAGCAGCGUGUGGCUGGAGCCCAGAAUUCCUCCGGACUUGGGACUGGACUGUCCGAGCACAAGUGUGGCUGACCCAGGGCCCCUCGGGUCAGAAGGGGCCUGUCUGCCCCCCGCGUCAGCCCAGCUGCACCCGGGAGCCUCAGCCUCCGGAGCAGACAGGGAGUUGCCGGCCCCAGGAGGGGAAGCAGGGCAGAGUCCGGCAGAUAGCGCGACGUCUCUGUUUAGCUCCCCAGAAGUGAUCAGCGUGUGGGAGAGGCUGCCUGGCCCAGACAGCUUCCCUGAGGCCCACCAGGACGAGGAGACCUGCCGAGGUGGAAGCCAGGUCUUCCACGAGCUCAAUACAGUGGACGAUUCCUGGCCAUGGGAUGUGGUCACCGUUUCUCCUGCGGCAGAGACUACCUCACCGGUCCUGCAGGGAGGGUCAUCUGAUGAGCUGCCUCCUCCCCAGAUGCAGCCACGGUCACCAGAACCUGUGAGCCCCCAGAGGAGCGGGGGGCUGCCCCCCCAGGAGCCAGACUCAGAGUCCAAGCCCGAGUGGGAGUUGGACCAGGGGCUGCAGCCCCAGACACCACCUCCCAAGCCACCGCGUCUCUUCACCCCUUCAGAUUCCCAGGAGAAGGAGGCAGCAGCAGCGGAGGAAGAGAAGAAGGCAGAGGCGGUGGAGGAGGAGGCGGUGGGGGGGCUGAGUCGCAGGGGGUCAGAGACGGGAGAAGAAGAUGUCAUCCCACGUGCACCCAUCGCUGGUCCCCAGGAGGCCGAGCAGGAGGAGGAGGCCCAGAAGCCCGAGCUGGAGUCUGACAGCCAUUCCUCUGGAGCCGCGCUGGGUGGGCCAGGCCCAGAUCUAGCAGAGGGUGCCAGCCCUCCCGCGGCAUCCGGGCCCUGCCUCUCUGUGCCCGCUAGCUGCCCUCAGGGCCCUGCCCCCACACCCCGUUACUCAAAGAGCUUGGCUCUUCAGCAGAUGUGGGGGACUCCAAAGAGAGAAGACCCUGAGGCCCAGUGCCAGGAUCCAGCAGGAGAGGGGCCUGGGUUCCCGACAGGCAGCCGCCGACAGGCUGGCUUAAGGCUCUCAGAGGAGGAUGCCUUGAACCCCUUCACGUCUCAGGGGAGCCAGGAUUCCCCCAGCCUCCCAUCCACAUCCCCUCCAGGGUCCAGGGAAUCUUCCAUCCGCUCUGGUCCAGAAAAGCUGUCCACCUCCCCAGAACCUGCCCUGCCACCACCCCCUCUCCCGCCCGGGGCCAGCCACCACCACGGGAGCCCCAGCCCACAGUGUUCUCCCCUGCCUGGAGCCUGGACCUUGACCUCUUCCUCCCUACCCCCCGGGGAGCCAGCCUCCCCCACUGGGAGCCCCCCCACCCCACUUGGGGAGGACCACGCUGCAGGCACCCCAGCCUCCCCGCUUGCGCUUCUGCCCUUGGAGACACGACCAGCUGAGGAUCCACAGCCCAGUGCCAGUCCCCACCCUGUGAAGCCCCUCAGCACUGCCCCAGUGGAGGGGAGCCCUGACCGGAAGCAGUCCCGCUCCAGUCUGAGCACAGCCCUGAGCAGCGGGCUGGAGAAGCUCAAGACAGUCACCUCCAGCAGCAUUCAGCCUGUGGCUCCAGCCCCCCAGGUUGGCCAGACUGCGGACGCCAAGAGGCUGAAGGACUCUGGUGUGCUGGACCAGUCGGCCAAAUACUACCACCUGACCCAUGACGAGCUCAUCGGCCUGCUCCUGCAGCGGGAGCGGGAGCUGAGCCAGCGGGACGAGCAUGUGCAGGAGCUGGAGAGCUACAUCGACCGGCUGCUGGUGCGGAUCAUGGAGAGCUCGCCCACGCUGCUGCAGAUCCCCCCUGCUCCCCCCAAGUAGCCCCCUUCAGCCCCAUCCCGGAGGGUUGGCGCAGACCUGCUAUCCCACAGGGCUCCUCCCUCCCUCCCUCCCGCUGAACUAAGCCCCAGCCUGUUCCCCCUGUCUCCUCCCUCAGCCGGGGCUGCUGGGAAGGGGGCCGUGGGGACUCCCACAGGCACCGUCAUGUACUGUGGACAACCUGUGUGUCUUUGGGAGCUCUGGGUCUUUCCCACCUGCCUGUUUUCAUACCCCUUAGCUAUAGGGGCUCCAGGGAAUUGGAACAAAGAAUUUAGCCCUCAAGAUGAAACCAGGGUGAGCUCCAAUUUGAUGUGGUACCUGGGACAUACUUUAUUACCCCCAUUUCUUCCACAGCUAAACCCUUGUCCUCUCCAUCUCCCUCCAGCCUAUGGAGGGCUCCUGGUAUUAUUGGGGCUGUGGCAGGGACCAAGCUGCCCAAAUAUCUGUGAGUUGUGGGCAACCAGGGUACCUACUCUUCAGCCUCACAUCCAUUCCCCCGGGAGCAGGGAGCCUCGUGGUCUAGCCUUUCUCUGCCAUGUCCGAGUCUGCUUGUUUCAUGAGCGAGUGCAGCGUGGAUGGAGGGAGAAGACGGAGGCCACUCCCCGCCCUCCUCUUCUGACUUUUGCAUCGAGUGAGUGUCACGUGUGAAUGUGUGGAGAGCUGGGCCCAGAGUUGGGAGAGUGCCUCCUCACUCACCUCCGGGCUUUGGGUUGCUUAUGUUUGGGGAUCAAGCCUCCAGCUCUGUUCUCGUUGUCUGUCUAGAUACUAAAACCCUGCUAGUGCAGGGUUUGAACUUUUGGAAACCAAUUAAAAUGUGCCUUUUGUGGGUGGGGUCAAAAGCCUCUGGAUGUAGACCUCUCCCCCUAAUUGGUGUUUCCUUUUCCUCCUGUUGAGCACAUGGGGUUGGAUCUCUUGGGAGCCUGGGAGUGGGAAAGGAGGGUAGGGCAGUGCUGCUGCAUGCUCUGCCCCUUCCCGUAGAAUUAAUUCCAGCUAAGGGUCUGGCCAAGCUGCUGCUGCUCUCUCAGCCUCCCUGCCAUCUCCUCCACCUCCCCAGUUGAGGAGGGUCUUAGGAUAAAAAUCACAUUCUGGAAGUGGGAGGUCCCACCCUGCCUAUACUUAGGAAAAAGCCUUUCUUGCCCUCCCAUUCAUCCACUAGCUGCUGACCAGCCUGUCCCUUCUGCCCCAUGUCCUUGCCUGGCUUUGCUGCAGUGCACUUUGAAACAAAGUGUCUACCCUUUGACACAGCCUCUGGUUUGCUUGUGGAAAACAUGACAGGCUUCCCCAUGGCAUCUGCAGGGAAAUCUUUGGUGGCUGGGGGCACUCUGCCUUAGCAAACCCUGUGGGGUGAGGAAGUGCUGAAGGGGGAUACUUCUGGCCCACUGAAAACGUGAGAGCUCCUCUGUGGCCACCUCUUCUUCGUGAGAUGGCCUGUGGGGAAAGCCACGGGAAGAGAUGUGCUGUCUGGGUGACGUCUUCCUUCUGCCAGGAUGAAGCAGAGGAGCCCCACACAUGGGGGAAAGCCCCUGUCAUGUCAUCUACCUUAAGAAUCACUCAGCAAAGCUGAAGAGUGUCCAUGGGUGCUCGAGACUUUAGUCAUGUUUUGGGGGGGGGUCACUGAGGGUGUCACUUCAGGAGGAGGGGGAUUACUCCUCCACUCAAUGUUCCUCUGUGCACUAUUCAGUCCCAGGCCUGACCCUGGUCUUCCGCUCACCCUUGGUUGUGGGCUUCCAAAAUGCCCAGGGCAGAGGUCUCUUUAAAAGAGUUUUGGGUUGAAGCCCAGGGUUCUUGUGGCUGUUGCUGCUCCUGGCCACCACUUGGAGGAGAGCUGCAGGUGAGGUGGGCGGGAGCAGGCACAGUACUGCUUUGCUGUUUGUCUUCCUAGUUGUAACGCCUGUUUAUAAAGAGCUUGUUCUUCAUGUUUUGAGCACUUUAUGAUGAAUAAAAAAUUAACAUACUGUA
Messenger RNA from Bubalus bubalis (water buffalo), 6057 nucleotides. It is a transcript of the gene RAB11FIP5, whose product is annotated as RAB11 family interacting protein 5. The record is from RefSeq and is a predicted model, not a curated record. Gene Ontology annotation, cellular component: early endosome; phagocytic vesicle; secretory granule. NCBI's taxonomy places the organism in Eukaryota, Metazoa, Chordata, Mammalia, Artiodactyla, Bovidae. The transcript has 6 exons. Bases 166 to 4101 code for a protein of 1311 amino acids. Gene Ontology annotation, biological process: regulated exocytosis. Gene Ontology annotation, molecular function: small GTPase binding.